AUGAACCGAUUAGUGAUUGCCGCCCUCGCCCUCAUCGCCGUCUCGGUCUAUGCCCAAGACGAUUCAUGCUACAUCAACGACUCUGGAUUCACAUGCUGUAACAGAGACUUGGGUAAGUUUUCUAAAACAGUAUUUUUACUAAAUCUUCUUCGUAUAUUACAUAUGAUCUAAAACAUAACUUCACUAGAAAAUACCCUCUAAUUACCUAAUCUUAUUCAGAAAACGCCAUGAAGCAAGCCAUGACCGCCUCCGACCUUUUGGGCUCCGCCGACACCAUCCAAGGCGCGGCCGAGAAGAUGUUGGGCGGUAAGUUCGAGACCGUGGUCGCCACCGACGACUUUGCCUACAAAUCCCACUUCAAAGACGGAAAAUCGUGCAAAGUGGAGAAGAACGGCCAGUACGCUUUGGCCUGGCAACCAUAA
Bursaphelenchus okinawaensis is the source of this 422-nucleotide messenger RNA. The record is from the annotation of a GenBank genome assembly. Lineage: Eukaryota; Metazoa; Nematoda; Chromadorea; Rhabditida; Aphelenchoididae.